AUGUCGCUCAUUCAAGAAAAUGCCUGCGGCGUCAACUCUCAGCUCGAUCGGCUCCAGCAACACCUGACGUGCGUCGCCAUUAUUGAUGAUCCCUCUAGUCAGCAGAUCGCACAUCUGCAGAGCCUGAUCCACUCCCUCUCCGUCACCUCCAAAACACAGCCCCUUCUCUCCGCGAACCAGCUGGCGGAUUUGAUCUCUGGAGCGGCCGUGUCUAGCCUGCGAGCAGAAUCCGCCACGGAGACCGUCGCCCUCCAUGUGUGGCUGGUGACCGCCAAAGCCGCCGUCCAGGCGUCUAGUCUGGCCAUGAACGUGCUGUUGAACCAAACCCUACGACUCCACCAAGAGGUUCGCUAUUGGGAUGAAGUAUUAGAAUCACCGUGGUACAGUGGCCUUUGUACCGUGCAGACAUUGCCCCUCCGACUAUGGGAAUGGACCAAAGAGAUGUAUUCAGACCAAGAAAUUCAGGAUUGGAGAGUUCAAUCUGUGUCAACGUCAAUAGCCGCCCGAUGGACCCGAUUUUAUCAAGUGGUCCGGCAAAGUGCUCGAACACAACCGACAUUCUCCUUGAGAAUCAACCGCCUGACCCCGAUCAGGGAAUGCAGGGCACAAAUACAGCAGAAGAGGGACCUUCUCAUGUCCAUCAGGGAUAUCCAUACCAGCAGCCUGGGCCUUAUGAUGGAAGGAUGGCGCUUUCUGGAGCUGAACCAGAUGUCCGCCAGUCAGGACCCCGACGAUGGGUCGCUCCAGUCGUGGUGUGAUGCCGUCGGUCGAGGUCUCCACGACGCUCGACCAGGAGAGUCACAGCGCGCGGUUGCAAUGGCAGCAGGGGGGUUCCCGAUGCAGAAACCCCUACAUCUCAUUGAGCGCCUGGUGCAUGUUCUGCGAACACAGCUCCCGGCACAUCGGGCAUCGGUGUCGACGUUUAUCGGUCUCCAUGGACGCCCAUCGCUCCUGGUCCGGUAUUGGCUCCCGGUCUCUGUGGCAAUCUUGUCGAGUGGUGCGUCGGUGCGAUUCCUGGCCAGCCACCGGGACCAAAUUCUCCACUGGAUCAUUGACAUUGGCGCCACCAUGGUUGAUUUUGGCAGUAAUUGGGUGGUGGGUCCCAUUCGAAAGCUCAUUGGAACCAUCCGACAUGAUGAGAAAAGCGAGAUCGCCAUAAUGAGCAAGAACAGUCUGGUGGCUGACCGGGCCAGCCUGGAGAGAAUGGUGGUGGACUUUGUUCUCGACCGCCCUGAUCUCAACUCAGGCACGCCGGCCACGGAGGACACCACCGCGAUCGUCAAUGCCGUGAAGGAGGGUGAUCUGACACCCGUGCUGCGGGCCUACGAGCGAGAUUUACGAUCCCCGUUCGUAGGGACCAUCAAGGGCGACCUCGUACGCGCACUCUUGAUCCAGAUCCAAAAAACCAAGGUCGACGUAGAGAUUGCAAUCAGCGGCAUUGACUCUCUCCUGAAGAGCCAAGAACUGGUCUUUGGCUUUGUAGGACUCACUCCCGGGAUUUUGGUGUCCUAUGCUACACUCCAGUGGCUGGCUGGCGUUCUCGGCAGCCGACGCGGCCUGCGGCAAGGCAAGAGACAGGAUGAGUUGCGGCGUGGGUUACGGAACAUCACUCGGAUCUUGGCUCCCUCCUCUCAGGGCAUUCUUUCCCACAAAGACGCCGGGCGACUCAUGUGCGAGGCCGAGUCGCUGCUCCAGGCGGCCGAGUCGGUCCUGGGCGGCCGGCAAUAUCACGAGCUGCGGCAGGAUGUGCAGGACCUUCUGGAUGUGAGCGGCGGGGUCGAGCAGCAGAUGCGGGUGAUAGAGCGGAUGCGGUGGACGUAUUCCUCGACCUCAUAA
Molecule: messenger RNA, 1836 nt
Organism: Penicillium lagena
Lineage: Eukaryota; Fungi; Ascomycota; Eurotiomycetes; Eurotiales; Aspergillaceae
Product: NCA2 family protein
Exons: 5
Coding region: 1-1836 (611 amino acids)
Cellular component (GO): mitochondrial outer membrane
Source: RefSeq, a predicted model, not a curated record